This is a messenger RNA of Neltuma alba, 1631 nucleotides long. Its product is annotated as TMV resistance protein N-like. Gene Ontology annotation, molecular function: ADP binding. NCBI's taxonomy places the organism in Eukaryota, Viridiplantae, Streptophyta, Magnoliopsida, Fabales, Fabaceae. Gene Ontology annotation, biological process: defense response; signal transduction. The coding region runs from base 30 to 1631 and encodes 533 amino acids. The record is from RefSeq and is a predicted model, not a curated record. The transcript has 6 exons.
GCUGCCAUUUUUGAGACCGAGCUUUGCUUAUGAGCUAUUUCUUUGGCGCUUCCCUCCACAUCCAGAACUUGAUUGAAGAGGAGGACAUCUGCAAAUUAAGCUCGAAACUGACAUGUUUUAGACCUUGUGAGCUAAUUAAGCUGACAUCCACCAGGCUGAAGCUAGAAACUGCUGUCACAACCAUUGCUUCAAUGCUCCAAAAAGCUUUAUUGAUCCUAUUGGGAGUAUCAAUUUCCAAAACUAUCAGACUCAUCUCUCGUUCGCGUAAUUGUAACCAACUUGUUGGUAUUGAUGCUUGCUCUGAAGACAAUAUUAUUUUAACUCAAACGGUUUCUCCUCCUGCUACCAAGUAUGAUGUGUUCCUUAGCUUUAGAGGAGAAGACACUCGCCACAAUUUUGCAAGUUCUCUUUACAGAAGGCUACAAAAUGCGGGCAUUCACACUUUUAUGGAUCAUGAACUUCGAAAAGGAGAACCAAUCUCACCGGUUCUUCUAAGAACAAUAGAGGAAUCAAAAAUAUCUGUGAUUAUUUUCUCUUAUCAUUAUGCUUCUUCAACUUGGUGUCUGGAUGAGCUUGUUCAUAUAUUAGAAUGCAAGCGUAAAUUUGGAAGGAUUGCUAUACCUAUUUUCUAUAAUGUAGAUCCUUCAGACGUGCGCAAACAAAACGGGAAUUUUGGAAAAGGAUUUAAUGUAUUGAAGCAAAGAUUUAAAGACAACCAACAAAAAUUACAAAAGUGGAGUAAUGCUUUAUUCCAAUCCACAAGUCUCUCUGGAUGGGAUCCCCACAGCACGAGACCUGAAUUCAAACUUAUUGAAGAGAUUGUCAAGGAUAUUUUGAGGAAGUUGAGCUAUGCGUCAUCAUCUCAUCUUGAAGGACUCAUUGGUAUUGCUCGACAUAUUGAAAACAUUCAAAGGCUUCUGACUGAGGCUCGCAUUGUGGGAAUAUGGGGUAUGGGUGGUGCUGGUAAGACCACACUUGCUAAAGCUAUAUUUCAAGAGUUGAAAGCUCAAUUUGAUGCUUUCUCCUUUAUUGAAAAUGUCAAAAAGCAAUUAAAAAGAAUUAGUUUGGAUGAGCUGCAGAAGAAUUACCUUAAAGAAUUAUUAAAAGAUGAGGAUAUUAGCAUCUAUGACAUAAAAUCCACUUUUGUGAAAAAUAGGCUUCAGAGAAAAAAAAUUCUUCUUAUACUUGAUGAUGUAGACAAUUCAACAGUAGCGGCAGAUUUAACCAGGGUACUUGAUUGGUUUGGAGAAGGAAGUAGAAUUAUUAUCACAUCAAGGGACAUGCAAGUGCUGAAGAAUGCUUCUGCGACAUUCUCAACAUAUCAUGUUCCGGAUUUGGAUUUUGAAGAUGCUUUUCAUCUCUUCAGUUUGAAAGCAUUCAAGCGACAUGAGCCAUCUAAAGGUUACAUGGAGUUAUCAAAAUCAGUAGUGAAAUAUUGUCACGGAAACCCGUUAGCCCUAGUAGUGCUGGGUUGCUUCCUCUAUGGUAGACAAAAAGAAGAGUGGGAAAGUGCUCUGGAAAAACUAAGUCAAGCUCCACCCAAGGACAUUGUUGAUGUUCUAAAGUUGAGUUUCGAUGGACUUGAUGACAAACAGCAAAAUGUGUUUCUUGACCUGGGAAACGGGCCUUGA